This is a messenger RNA of Eruca vesicaria subsp. sativa (arugula), 1090 nucleotides long. NCBI's taxonomy places the organism in Eukaryota, Viridiplantae, Streptophyta, Magnoliopsida, Brassicales, Brassicaceae. The record is from the annotation of a GenBank genome assembly.
AGUUUACCUUCCCAUUGUUUGUUACUUAGCUUUUUGUGCGGGAUAAAACCACAAGAAGAUGUGUCUGAGAUCUUCAGUAUCAUUCCCAGACACACGCACACCUACGAUGAGGUUAGCUUCGUGCUACAACAAACGUAAAUCAAAGACGCAAACCCGUCUUCGUGUCCUUAACCUCACCAGGAGGAGAAGAAUAAUGAGGGCAGAGAAGAAGAUGGAGAUGAGAAACAUGAAGCUCUUCCUAGAGAAUCAAAGCAUCAUACUAGAGAAUGAGGCUUUAAAGAAGAAAGCUCUUCUUCUCCACCAAGAAAACAAUGCUCUCUUUUCUCAGCUUCAUCAGUAACUCCCCUGUUUCUUUACUAAGUUUGUUCUCGUCCUCUCUACUAAAAUAAAAAAACAAAGGCUCCGGACCCAAGUUCGAGCCUAGAUUCACCUAUGUACUAAGUAUUGAUAUAUAUAUCAAUGAUCAUCAUGCCCUUUUAGUAUAACAGCGCCAAACACUCAGAUACAAAACACAAUCAUCCACAUAGAAGAGAUAGUAAGUAAAAAAAACAACCAGAUUCAUCAUAAAUGCAACAGACAAGAGCAACUAUAUGAUCCAUCUCUAAGUUUUCUCAUCAGCCAAAGAGAACCAAUCUCCAAGGAAGACAUAUCUAAUACCUGCCGAUUAAAAUGAAGUCAUCAUCAUCAAGUACCUGAACAUCCCUCUCUCCUACAAAAUGCUCCCUUCCAAUCUCCUUCACAAGUUUAACGAACUCAACCCUUUUGGACACAGGCAACGGCACAUAAGGUAACCUAAACACCGGCCUAGCAACUCCUAGCUGAGCCAAAGCUGUGUUAACACCAAUAGGAUUCGGUUCUUGGAACAGCCAAUCAAUUAAAGGCAGGAGCUUCGAGUUCAAAGCCGAGUCUCUACCUUCAAACAUGAGUUUCCUCACCAAACCAGGAACCAAGUUGCUAACAACCGAUAUAACACCAGUCGCCCCGUGAUCCCACCUAGAAUCAUGACACUGAUCAUCAUUCCCACUCCACACAACAAUACCCUUCUCAGUAUACUCUUCAACUCGGUCAUUACCCACACACUCCUUAACAC